AUGCCAGCAAACUAUUCUCGAAUUGAUGAGUUUAUACUAUUGGGCUUUUCCAACGUUUCCCAGAGGUUUCAACUUUUUCUUUUUCUCCUCUUUCUUUUUAUCUACAUAUUUACUCUGCUGGGCAACAUAACCAUUGUUUCAGUGGUCACACUGGACUCUGUUCUUCAUACCCCUAUGUAUUAUUUUCUACGUAACCUGUCCUUUCUUGAAAUUUGCUAUGUUACCGUCACACUACCAAAGCUGCUUCAGACCUUUCUUGCCAAAAGGAAGGCCAUCUCUUUCAGUGGCUGUUGUGCUCAGAUGUACUGUUUCUUCACUCUUGGUGUCACUGAGUGCUUCCUUCUGGCUGUUAUGGCUUAUGACAGGUAUGUGGCCAUCUGCAAUCCUCUGAGAUAUUUCACUGUGAUGAGCAAAGCUACAUGCCUAAAGCUGGCCACAAUCUCUUGGGUUUCUGGCAAUCUUAUAUCCCUUGGUCAAACAGUUUCCAUUUUUUCCCUGCCAUACUGUGGCCCUAACAUUAUUAAUCACUUUUUUUGUGACAUCCCACCUGUGCUCAAACUGGCUUGUACUGAUGUUUCUGCCAAUGAGAUCGCUGUUGCAGUGACUGGCUUUUUAGUCCUCCCCCUGCCUUUUGUAUUGGUGCUCUGCUCCUAUGGAAGAAUCAUUGCUGCUAUUAUACGCAUUAGCACUAGUAAGGGACGCAAGAAGGUCUUCUCCACCUGUGCUUCACACUUUGUGUCUGUCACCUUGUUUUUUGGUACAGGUGCAUUCACCUAUGUCAGGAUGAAAACAAGGGACACCGCUGAUAAUGACAAAAUAUUGUCUCUUCUAUACAGUGUGAUAACUCCUUUACUAAACCCCCUUAUAUACACUUUAAGAAACAAGGAGGUAAAAGGUGGACUUAAAAAACUGUUGCCUUGUAAAACUAAUGGCAAGGAAACACAAGAAUAA
Molecule: messenger RNA, 951 nt
Organism: Xenopus tropicalis (tropical clawed frog)
Lineage: Eukaryota; Metazoa; Chordata; Amphibia; Anura; Pipidae
Product: olfactory receptor 10A7-like
Exons: 1
Coding region: 1-951 (316 amino acids)
Biological process (GO): signal transduction; G protein-coupled receptor signaling pathway
Cellular component (GO): membrane; plasma membrane
Molecular function (GO): olfactory receptor activity; G protein-coupled receptor activity
Source: RefSeq, a predicted model, not a curated record